GCCAUUGAAGACUUUAGAGGGGAAACUUCUUCUUCAAUAAAUCUAACAAUUAUUAUGCCUACAGGAAACAAUCGCCGAUGAAUUUCAAAUUCUAUACGGAAUCAAUCACUGUAUCAUUGAAAGUGACCAUUUGAGUUUUCACGACAAUUUACAAAGAGAUGUUGCAGUUUCCAGGGUUCAUGCCGCAGUACCCACAAUCGACGAAGACUUCGUCAUUUCUUCUUCACUCUCAGUGGCCCCAGACCAACAACGAUGAAGCCCUCCUUGCUUUGGAGGAAUCCGAAUUCGACGAGAAGUGCAAAGAAAUCAGGACUGCAAUGAGCAACACAAUUGUGAUAGGGAAAACAACAGCUGAAAAUGACAAACAAGAAAGCGAGAAUGAAGCAGAGGAGGAGGAUGCAGACAAUGUAGAGGAAUCAGAAGGCGACGAGUUUGAGCAGGAAACUGGUUAAGUUGAAUCUCUUUGGUAAGAAUUCGAGUAAGAAGUUGGUAUGCAAUGAACUGCACUAUCUGAUACAAUCUUUUUUUCUACUUUUAUGAAGCAUUUCAAUUAAUGUUCUUGUUGACACUCAAUUGAAAGGGAUGUGCAGAUUUGGAUUUUA
This is a messenger RNA of Impatiens glandulifera, 602 nucleotides long. RefSeq lists its product as uncharacterized. Gene Ontology annotation, cellular component: anaphase-promoting complex. NCBI's taxonomy places the organism in Eukaryota, Viridiplantae, Streptophyta, Magnoliopsida, Ericales, Balsaminaceae. The coding region runs from base 159 to 452 and encodes 97 amino acids. Gene Ontology annotation, biological process: regulation of mitotic cell cycle spindle assembly checkpoint. The record is from RefSeq and is a predicted model, not a curated record. The transcript is spliced from 2 exons.